Molecule: messenger RNA, 4584 nt
Organism: Rosa chinensis
Lineage: Eukaryota; Viridiplantae; Streptophyta; Magnoliopsida; Rosales; Rosaceae
Product: TMV resistance protein N
Exons: 9
Coding region: 1-4296 (1431 amino acids)
Biological process (GO): signal transduction; defense response
Molecular function (GO): ADP binding; protein binding
Source: RefSeq, a predicted model, not a curated record
AUGACUACCAAAAUAGAUCUUCCUUAUUCUUCUUGUCCACCUCCUCCUCCAUUUCGUAAAUUGACAUACGAUGUGUUCCUCAGUUUCAGAGGUGAAGAUACCCGAAAAAACUUCACAGACCAUCUUUAUACCAAUCUCAUAAAGAAAGGAAUACACACGUUUAGAGAUGACGAAGAACUUAAGAGAGGGGAAUCAAUUGGUCCAAAUCUCUUGAAAGCAAUUGAAGAGUCAAGAUAUGUAAUUGUGGUGUUUUCUCAGAACUACGCCGAUUCUUCACAAACCGGGGAGCACUUUGGGAAAGCAUUUGAGAAGCAUCAAGAGCGGUUUGGAGGCAAUCCUGACAAAUUGCAGAGGUGGAAAGACGCUCUUGCUGAAGUAGGCAAUCUCUCUGGAUGGCAUCUGCAAGAUGGGUACGAAUCCAAAGUCAUUCAAGAAAUUGUUGGAAAGAUUUUCAACGAGUUAAAUCAAUUAAUCCCAAUAUCAGAGGGUUUAGUUGGGAUGGAUUCUCACCUAAAUGAAAUGCUUUCGCACUUAGACAUUGGGUGUCCGGAUGUUCGUAUCAUAGGGAUUUGUGGUAUGGGUGGUAUCGGUAAGACAACUAUUGCACAAGUGGUUUUUGAAAGGGUACAGGCUCAGUUUGAAGGUUGCAGCUUUCUUGAGAAUGUGAGAGAGCAGAUAACUGAAAAACAAGGUGCAGUUCAUUUACAACAGCAACUUCUUUCGGAUUUGCUGGGAUGUAGUGUAAAUGUACCGAACACUGGAAUGGGAAACAAUAUAAUGAGGCAGAGGCUACGUACUAAAAUGGUUCUUAUCAUUCUUGAUGAUGUGGACCAAGACGAACAAUUGGAAGCAUUGUGUGAUAGGGAAUCGUUUGGUCCUGGUAGUAGAAUCAUCAUAACUUCUAGAGAUGAACAUCUGCUCAGUGCAGUUGAAGGAGAUAAAGUAUAUAAGGUGAAUCCAUUAGCUUAUGCUGAAGCUCUUCAGCUUUUCAGUACGAAAGCCUUCAAGAAAGACCAGCUGGUUGGGGAAGAAUUUCUGAAGCUAUCCAAAGAAUUUUUGAAAUAUGCUGAUGGCCUUCCACUAGCUAUUAAAGUUCUGGGUUCUUCUGUUAAGGGUAGAAGUGUAGAGUCAUGGUUAAGUGCAUUGGAUAGACUUAAAGAAAAUCCUGGAAAAAAAAUUAUUAAUGUUCUCAAGGUUAGUUUUGAUGGAUUAGAACCAAGGGAACAGAAAAUUUUUUUAGACAUCGCAUGUUUCUUUAAAGGGGUGAACAAAGAUCGUGUAAGAAGAAUACUACAGGGUAGUAAUGCCCACUGUCCAGACAUUGAUAUACAGGUUCUCCUGGACAAAUCUAUGGUAACUCUAUUUGAAAAAAAAUUGUGGAUGCAUGAUUUGAUGCAGGAAUUGGGUUGGGAAGCUGUUCGCCAAGAAUGCCUUGAUGAACCGGGAAAACGUAGCAGGUUGUGGCUUGCCAAUGAAAUCAUCCAUGUAUUUGGUCGGAGUAAGGCCACGAGUGCAGUUCAAAGCAUUUACCUCGAAUGUCCGACAGCUGUCCCCCCAAGUGAUAAUGCCUUCUCAACUAUGGACAGAUUGAGAUUGCUCAAGAUUUGUAGGGCGAAGUUUUCCGGAAACAUCACAUAUCUUUCUAAUGAGUUACAGUAUCUUGAAUGGCAUGGGUUUCCUUUGGAUUCUUUCCCGUCAGGCUUUCAACCUGAUAAACUCGUUGAACUUCACUUGCGUUUGAGCCACAUUAAACAACUAUGGAAGGGGAAAAAGGGAUGGAGCAUGCUACGGCUUAUAGAUCUGACUUGUUCACUAUACUUGAUGUCGACUCCAGACUUCACGGAGGUUCCUGAUCUUGAAGUGUUAGUGCUUAACGGUUGCUUUAGCUUGGUGGAGAUUCACCCGUCUCUUGGAUUUCUGAAGAAACUUGUUAUUUUGGAUAUGUCAUCUUGCAACAUUGAGACCAUUCCACCUUUCAUUACCUUGGAAUCCCUUCAAAUAUUGAGGCUUUCAAACUGCUCAGGAUUGAAGAAGUUACCAGAAAUUGAAGGAAAUAUGGAAAGCUUGCUGGAGCUUCAUUUGGAUGGGACCAUCAUAGAGGAAUUGCCCCCAUCAAUUGAACGCUUGACUGGUCUAACAAUGUUGAAUCUAAAAGGUUGUAGAAACCUUUUGCAUCUUCCCAAUACCAUUCUGUGCUUGACAUCUUUGAAAAGUCUCGAUCUAUUUGCUUGCUCCAAAAUUGAUGAGAUUCCUGGGAAUCUGAAUGGUAUGAAAUGUUUGGAGAGGCUUUGCAUUGGUCGAACUUCCAUAAGGGAGUUAUCUUUCAUUGUAGGCAUGAAGAAUCUACGGUAUCUAUACUGCCGAGGAUGUGAAUGUCUAGUUUCAGAAUCAUACAAAGCUCUGGCUUCGUUAUCGAAUUUGAUAGAGCUAGACUUGAGUGAUUGCAAUCUGAUGGAUGGAGCAAUUCUCAAUAAUUUAAGCAGCCUAAUCUCCCUAAGAUGGUUAUAUUUAUGUGGUAAUGGCUUUGUACUCUUACCUGAAAGCAUCUAUCAACUCCCAGAGCUCGAGAUUCUGGACUUGACUUACUGCAGACAGCUUCAAUUGCUGCCCAAGAAGGAUUACCCAAAUCAAAUCAAAUUAUUGAAUCCAGUGGAAUCAGAACUGAUGUUCUAUGUAUCUCGUUUGGGGGUUCCAGAGGGGUCAGAUAAAUCAUCUCUGGUGAGGGCUAUGCUUUCGACGGUUCAAAACACCAAUGCAUCCUCGGUGGCGGAAGCUAUGCUUGAUCCCACCAAUCCAUCCACGCUGGUGAGAGCUGUGUUUGAAAAAAUCAAUCCACCCACGCCCACGCUGGUCCAGAAAUCUGGAAUUCGUCAAGUCUAUGAGCAAGAUGCUGGAUGGGUUUCCAGAACAUCCCCGGUCAACGGCACCCUACCGAUUGUUUGUCUGAAUAAAGAUGAGGAAGCCGCCUCUGUAUCGGAGUCUGGCUGGAUUAGUCAAUCUUUGAAAUGGGAGAAAUUCAUUCCACCCUUGGAAGAAGAAUCCACGCUUGUGUUGAGAAAGAACCUUGAAUCUGUUCUUCCAAGAUAUCUUGAGGCACUAAACAGUUACUCUAAAAUGUUCGAAUUUAACCUCAGAGGAAGCCCAGGGUGGUUUGGGGUCUCUGAAGCAUUCAACAGACUAGACAGUUACCCUGAAAUGUUCAAAACGAGGGCAGAUUAUACCAGAGUGUCAAUCGAGCAGCCUCAAAAUCUACACAAGAGCAAAAAGUGGAUGGGAUUUGCAAUAUGUGCAUCACUUGCGAAGGAAGUGGGGCAGACAAUGAAAAAGAACUAUUGGGUAAGUGGUAUGGUAGGAGCUAGGAAUAGUUUAUCUACGGAUGUGGGCCAAGUACAUAAGCACAUCAGGCCAUUGUCAGAAGAACAUCAUCAACUAUUGGUUUUUUACAUACCGCGGGCACAGAUUCCCGAAGCGUUGUUCACUCAGACAUUAACAACUACAAUGUACUUUUACAUCAUCAUCCACAGCCCCUAUGUAAAAGUUCAAAGAUGUGGGGUCCGUGUUGUGUAUCAGGAAGAUAUACAAGGGUUUGCUGAUACAAUUAUCCUGUGCAUGCAAAGGGAAGAUUCUUUUGAAUCUCAGAAUAAGUUGGUGGUAGAAGAAUGGAUACGACUGAUACAAUUGCAAGGUGCCCCAAAUUUAGAGAGAAUGACAAAACGUGAUUCCAGAAGCCCACGGGAAAAAUACUUUGAAUUGCACUCACGAAAAUAUAGAAAUUGGGACUGGUCUGACAAUCCUGUUUCUUUUCACUUCAAGGGAGCUGUAAUUUCCAAGUGGAAACGGUUCAUGCCUUUCAUCAACCAGGGCAACUCUGCAGAAAUCCAACUGCCUCUGAGUGUGUUCGAUGGUGAUAAUUGGUUGGGGUUUGUUGUAUGUUGUUGGUUGUCCCACGACCAAUAUCCAAACAUUAGUCAUGGCAGUACCGUUCUCGAUUCAGAGAAUGUUGUGCUUACUUGUCGUCUGGACUUAUUCAGAGAUGUUGCUUGGCAGGGCUUAUUAGAUUUCACGAUGCAUAGUCAUAUUAAGAUACAGGAGCCAUCGAAAUACUAUGCAACUCGGUUCCUUUAUGUACCGCGCAAUGGAGUUCAAAGUGACAUUUGGUGGCAAGGCAAAUUGGCCAGGAUAACUAUGCGGUUGUCUAGCCCAUGCUUAGCGGUGCAUAAUUGUGCCCUUCGUCUACUAUUUAAGGAGGACGUUGAACAUCUUGUAGAAACACUGACCCUCGCCGAAUUACCUUGAACAUCCCCCAGCAUCUGCUGCUGAAUAAUGGAGAAGGAGGCAAACGUCUGCAAGCAAGAGUUUCCUAAUGGAGAAUGAGAUAAAAACGUUGUGAUCAUAUCUAGUGCUUAAUAAUGUGGUGUUGAGAAUGUUGUUUGCUCCUACUCGAGGAGCAAUUAAUUUGAUUAGUAUUACGUGUGUUCAUUUUGUUUAGUAAUGUUACUGAACGACCUGUUCAUUUUGUGAUUGUCCCAUAAACUGGUUCACGACUAUAACAAUGAACAUGGGUCCAGAUUCUUGUUUCUGGUA